AUGGCCACCUCAACGACCACCGACCCCGGCACCGAGGCCGACGUGCAAAAGGUCAAGACGCAGCGGGCGCGAUGGGCCACCCGCAAGAUGACGGUCAAGAGCGGCCGUACAAAGCGCAUGUCCCUCCUGAACCGCAUGCAGCACCGGAGGACCGCCUCGAAUGAGAAGAAUCACCCGGGCGGAGACGACGGCAACGAGCCGCCGCUGGGCGACCACGAUCCCAACGACGGGGACAAUCACGAUGACGGCGGUUCCGAGUCGGAGGACGACGAGGAUCACCAGAGCCGCACUCUCUACUUCAACCUCCCCCUCCCAGAUGACAUGCUCGAGGAAGGGCAUCCUAUAUACACGUUUCCGCGGAACAAGAUCAGGACGGCAAAGUACACACCACUGUCGUUUGUGCCCAAGAACCUGUGGUUUCAGUUCCACAAUGUGGCCAACAUCUUCUUCUUGUUCCUCGUCAUCCUCGUCAUUUUCCCCAUCUUUGGUGGUGUGAACCCGGGCCUCAACGCCGUGCCCCUGAUCUUCAUCAUUGUCGUGACGGCCAUCAAGGACGCCAUCGAGGACUACCGGAGAACGAUCCUCGACAUUGAGCUGAACAACGCGCCGGUCCACCGUCUGCACCACUGGAACAAUGUCAAUGUCGAGACGGACAACGUCUCUGACUGGCGCAAGUUCAAAAAGGCCACCUCCCAGUUCUUUGGCAGCAUAUGGCACGCCAUUGAGAGUCUUUGGUCUAAGAAGGCCAGAACUGCCAGGCAGGAGCGCAAGAUGCGCAAGCUGAAUCCUCCGGAGGAAAGCGAGGGCCGUCCGUCGAUCGAGACAAUCCGCACCAGGCGCUCGGUGCGUGAGUCGCUCUCGUCGCCAUUCACCAACCGCGACUCGUACGUGUCUGCCCGCGAGGACAUCCAGAUGACGCCCGUGCCAUCCCCGACGCCUGCCAACGGCGCCAUCCGCAUUGAGCUGCCCGACACCCAGGACGCCAAGCGUGCGAUCGCCCUGCAGGAUAUGAAGUCGGACGUCAUCAACUAUCUUCACGCGCCGCAGGGUGCCAAGUUUAAGAAGGACGCUUGGAAGAACCUCGUUGUCGGCGACUUUGUCCGCAUCUACAACGACGACGAGUUGCCCGCGGAUGUCAUCAUCCUCGCCACGUCCGACCCGGACGGCGCCUGCUAUGUGGAGACCAAGAACCUGGACGGUGAGACCAACCUCAAGGUCCGCCAGGCCCUUCGUUGCGGCAGGAAGCUCAGACACGCCCGCGACUGCGAGAGAGCCGAGUUCGUCAUCGAGAGCGAGCCUCCGCAACCGAAUCUCUACAAAUACAACGGCGCCAUUCGAUGGCAGCAGCUGGUGCCCGGCUUCCACGACGACGAACCCGAGGACAUGCAGGAGCCCAUCACCAUCGACAACCUGCUCCUCCGAGGAUGCAACCUUCGAAACACGGAGUGGGUCCUGGGAGUCGUCGUGUACACGGGCCACGACACCAAGAUCAUGAUGAACGCCGGCAUCACGCCCAGCAAGCGGUCUCGAAUCGCUCGAGAGAUGAACUUCAACGUCAUUUGCAAUUUUGGCAUCCUCCUCAUCAUGUGUCUGCUCGCGGCCAUCGUCAACGGCGUGGCCUGGGCAAAGACGGACGCCUCGCUGUACUUUUUCGAUUUCGGGUCGAUUGGUGGCACCGCCCCUAUGAGUGGCUUCAUCACAUUCUGGGCCGCCAUCAUUGUCUUCCAGAACUUGGUUCCCAUCUCCCUGUACAUCACCCUCGAAAUCGUCCGCACGCUCCAGGCCAUCUUCAUCUUCAGCGACGUGGAGAUGUACUACGAGAAGAUUGACCAGCCGUGCAUUCCCAAGUCGUGGAACAUUUCCGACGACGUGGGCCAGAUCGAGUACAUCUUCUCCGACAAGACCGGCACACUCACCCAAAACGUCAUGGAGUUCAAGAAGGCGACCAUCAACGGGCAGCCGUACGGCGAGGCCUACACCGAGGCGCAGGCCGGCAUGCAGAAGCGGUUGGGCGUCGACGUGGAGAAGGAAGGGCAGAGGAUCCACGCCGAGAUUGCCGAGGCCAAGACCAAGGCGCUGGCGGGGCUUCGAAGCAUCAACGACAACCCGUACCUUCACGACGAGGACGUCACGUUCAUCGCCCCGGAUUUCGUCGCGGACAUGGCUGGCGAGUCUGGACCGGAACAGAAGGCGGCAAACGACGACUUUAUGCUGGCCUUGGCGCUGUGCCACACGGUCAUUGCUGAGAGAGCCCCCGGUGACCCGCCCAAGAUGGUGUUCAAGGCCCAGUCGCCCGACGAGGAGGCUCUCGUCGCCACCGCGCGCGACAUGGGCUUCGUGGUCCUGGGCAACUCGAGCGACGCCAUCAACCUCAGCAUCCAUGGCGAGGAGCGUCACUACCCGCUUCUCAACACCAUCGAGUUCAACUCUAGCAGGAAGAGGAUGAGCUCCAUUGUGCGCAUGCCCGACGGGCGCAUCAUCCUGUACUGCAAAGGCGCCGACUCGGUCAUUUACGCUCGGUUGAAGCGCGGCGAGCAGCAGCAGCUGAGGCGGGACACUGCCGAGCACCUCGAGAUGUUUGCUCGGGAGGGUCUGCGGACGCUCUGCAUCGCCAAGAAGGAGCUGACGGAGCAGGAAUACCGAGAUUGGAAGAAGGAGCACGACGCCGCAGCGGCCGCCCUCGAGAACCGCGAAGAAAAGCUUGAGUCGGUUGCCGAGCUCAUCGAGCAGGACCUUUACCUCCUCGGCGGCACCGCCAUCGAGGAUCGCCUCCAGGACGGCGUGCCUGACACCAUUGCCCUGCUCGGCCAGGCCGGCAUCAAGCUCUGGGUGCUGACGGGCGACAAGGUGGAGACGGCCAUCAACAUUGGCUUCUCAUGCAACCUGCUCAACAACGACAUGGAGCUGGUGCACAUGAAGGUCGAUGAGGAUGAGACGGGCGAGACGAGCGAUGAGAUGUUCCUCGCAUCGACGGAGCAGCUUCUCGACCAGAACCUGCAGCUGUUCGGCCUCACGGGCGACGACAACGACCUUGCCGCGGCCAAGAAGAGCCAUGAGCCGCCGGCCCCCACGCACGGCAUCGUCAUCGACGGCUUCACCCUGCGAUGGGCGCUCCAUGACCAGCUCAAGCAAAAGUUCCUGAUCCUCUGCAAGCAGUGCAAGUCGGUUUUGUGCUGUCGUGUCAGCCCCGCGCAAAAGGCCGCCGUCGUCGCCAUGGUCAAGAACGGUCUGGAUGUCAUGACCCUGUCCAUCGGCGACGGAGCCAACGACGUGGCCAUGAUCCAGGAGGCUGAUGUCGGCGUGGGCAUCGCAGGCGUCGAGGGUCGCCAGGCGGCCAUGUCGUCCGACUACGCCAUCGCGCAGUUCCGAUUCCUGCAGAGGCUGGUGCUGGUCCACGGCCGCUGGUCCUACCGCCGCCUGGCCGAGAGCAUCAGCAACUUCUUCUACAAGAACAUGGUCUGGACGUUCAGCAUCUUUUGGUUCGAGAUCUUCUGCGAUUUUGACAUCACGUACCUGUUCGACUACACCUACAUUCUCAUGUUCAACCUGUUCUUCACCUCGGUGCCCGUCGGCAUCAUGGGUGUGUUGGACCAGGACGUGUCGGACAAGGUGUCGUUGGCUGUGCCGGAGCUGUAUCGCCGCGGCAUCGAGCGGCUGGAGUGGACACAGCGCAAGUUCUGGCUCUACAUGAUUGACGGGGUCUACCAGUCCGUCAUGGUCUUCUUCAUCCCCUACCUGCUGUUCAUUCCCUCCAGGCCGGUGACGUUCAACGGUCUGGGCGUCGAGGACAGGCUGCGCUUCGGCGCUUACAUUGCCCACCCCGCCGUGUUGACCAUCAACGGAUACAUUCUGAUCAACACGUACCGGUGGGACUGGAUCAUGCUGCUCAUCGUGGCCAUUAGCGACCUGUUCAUCUUCUUCUGGACGGGCGUCUACACGUCGUUUACGUCGUCGGGCAUGUUCUACCAUACUGCGGCGCAGGUGUACGGCGAGGCGACGUUCUGGGCCGUCUUCUUCAUCGUGCCCGUCAUCUGCCUCUUCCCUCGCUUCGCCAUCAAGGCGCUCCAGAAGGUGUACUGGCCGUACGAUGUCGACAUCAUCCGAGAGCAGGAGAAGAUGGGCAAGUUUGCGCACCUGACGGCAAAGGACGGGGCGGACAAGACGAUCAACGGCAGCGACGCCAAGAGCCAACAGUCGUCGGACAGCAGCAAGAAGCCAUCCAAGCACAUAGCCUACGGCAGCGUGGACGAGGACCUGCGGCCCAUCUACCCGCCGUCGACGGCGACGCGGACGACGACGCACAACCGGACGCAGAACGGCAGCGACUCGACCAACUACACGGGCAACCGAACGUCGCUCGACAUCGCACCGGCACAGCGGACGUCGCUGGACGUGCCGGCGCACGGGCGGCCGUCGAUGGACAGGGCGCGCCCGUCGUAUGACCGGAUGCGCAUGUCCAUGGACCGGGUCCGCGCUAGCUACGAGGCCAGCAGCGACUUCACGUCUGCGGCGCGGCUGUCUCGCAUCGAGUCGAGUGCGAGCCAGCAGCAGCACGGGGCUGGGCGGCUCAGAGCCAGGCUGCGCGGGCUGUCGCUAACGAAGAGUGCGAACUAUUAG
Purpureocillium lilacinum is the source of this 4617-nucleotide messenger RNA. RefSeq lists its product as uncharacterized. Gene Ontology annotation, molecular function: magnesium ion binding; ATP binding; ATP hydrolysis activity. Gene Ontology annotation, cellular component: plasma membrane; trans-Golgi network. The record is from RefSeq and is a predicted model, not a curated record. NCBI's taxonomy places the organism in Eukaryota, Fungi, Ascomycota, Sordariomycetes, Hypocreales, Ophiocordycipitaceae. Gene Ontology annotation, biological process: phospholipid translocation.